Messenger RNA from Portunus trituberculatus (swimming crab), 2641 nucleotides. RefSeq lists its product as uncharacterized. The record is from RefSeq and is a predicted model, not a curated record. Gene Ontology annotation, biological process: SCF-dependent proteasomal ubiquitin-dependent protein catabolic process. Lineage: Eukaryota; Metazoa; Arthropoda; Malacostraca; Decapoda; Portunidae. Bases 502 to 2391 code for a protein of 629 amino acids. The transcript has 2 exons. Gene Ontology annotation, cellular component: SCF ubiquitin ligase complex.
CAACAGUGCACAGAUACGAGAUGGUGCUCCUGAGGUGGGCGAGGAGAAUGCUUUAAAUAGCACCACCAAACAGGCUGCCGCACACUGCCACCGCCGCCACCACCACCACCAGCGUCGCGCACCACCACAACACAUCCACCGCUUUACGUGAAGGAAGAACACGUCGAUAUCCUACGCGUCACUUUCCACGAGUUACUGUAGACACACAGGGCAAGGCAGUGCAGGGAGCUGGGGUCAAGUGCUACAGGACUGACGGAGAGCGGAGACAGACUAAGGUGGCCACGCAGCAGGCUCUGGGUGGAGUGUUGGCCUUAGUGUUGCUGUGAUGGCUGGCUGGGGAUGUUUGUGGUGUUUCCUCGGCCCGCCUCAUGGCAUACAAGGACACACCUUCCCCUCAAAUACUAUUCCUUCGGUCUCUGUCAUCCUGUAGCCUUCACACGUCCUCCUAGUCUUCUAAUCGUCAAUAUAUACCGCUAAUGCAGCCGGUCACCAGCCGCUGCCAUGGCGACGAAGGGUAGACCAGCGCCACUGCAGGACAUUGUGAGAGAAAGGGCCUGCAAGCUGACUUUAGACGCUUUGUGUAACAUUCUGCGGCAAGAAAGAGAACCCGAAGAGUAUCAUAGAAAACUUCGCUGCAGAGGUAAAAGAAAACGAGCUUCUUCCUGCGAUAGCUGUCCAAUUAGCAAGAAGACAAAGACAGAGGAACACCAGCAUACGUACUACACCAGAGCCAGAGCGAAACGCGAGAGAGAACAGGAACACGACGAGGGUGAUGAUGCUCCACGGAAAAGGCGAAAAGGUUUUGGCCCAUCCUCCGGGGGCGCCUCUCCCCACACUAGCUCCACGUCGACAGGCCACCAACAAGGCAGCAGGGACAAUCUCGCCCUCCAACCUGCUGUGCCCGAUUCAAACAAACUGGAGACGUUGAGACGAUGCUUUUGCUACCUCACUCCUUCUAUGUGGACCACCUACGCGAAGUGUCUUCUGGAUAGAGUUAUAUCAGAAAUCCGAUUCAAAGAAAUGGACCAAGCGAUUCUUGGGAAAACAAUUGAGUACAUAUUCGGUUCAAAGUUAUUGUCUUUCUCUACAGUGGCGAUCGAGCGUUACUCGUGUGGCGUGGUGAAGGUUCUCUUCGACCAAUUAAUGAAGUGCACACGACUUGAGGUCUUGGAAAUGACUAUGAUGCCGAACAGCAAGAGGGACGUGACAGCUGCUGCCCUAUCCCUGCAGAAGCUGGGGCACCUCCACUCCCUCUCACUGCUACCUUCCUCUCGUGUUUCCUAUCACUGGGCCGUCAGUCACCUGGCUCGCCACUGCCACGCAUUGCGGGAACUAAAAAUAGUCUACAACGGAGACCUCUUCGAUAGCACAGAUGAACUGGCGAGUCUGCGGCGGUGCGGUAGGCUCGCUUCUCUCUGGCUCUUCAACUUCGGUCACAACAGUGAGAUGAGAGAAGUGAUCCACCUCUUGGAAUCUUUAGGGAACCUCGAAGUGUUGUAUCAUAAGGAGCUGCCCAAUGCCAUCCUGGAGCUGCGGCCACCCACGGAUGCAGGAGCGGAGGCAAAGAAGGCAGGGACAGGACGCCACCUUGGGCUGCAGCGAGUGGAUCUGUGUUGGCACGAGCGAGCCAUUGGCUACCAACUGGUGUACGUCCCAGCCUCCCACCUGCUGCAUCUCGCCAGGAUGUGUCCUCAGAUCAGGGUCAUCAACCUGGUGGGUCCCCCGUGUCUGGCCGAAGUGAUAGGCCAACUGCCACGCCUACACGUGCUGAUCUUGCACCAGGCCAGCCUCACACUGUGCCUCGGCUCUGCCCUCAAGCACCUCGACCUCGCCAGGAUAACAGAACUGCGAGUGUCAGACGUGUGGGACGUGACGCACGACGUCAUCUCCGCGGUGGCGUGUGGCUGCCCUCACCUGCAAGUGCUAAAUGUUAUUAACGCAAACCUGGAGGCGAGGGGAGAUCUCCAGGCGUUGAUGCACCGCCCGCCCUUCCCUCACCUCCGCCAGCUGACCCUCGUGUUCGGUAUGGUCAAUAGGCGCCCUCCCCUCACCACGCCCUCUGUGUGGCAGCUCGGCGCGCAGCUCACCUCCUACCUUCUGGACGGCGCCUCUCAGCUAACCGACCUAUGGCUCUACUACCAGGAGGAGGACAUUCUGGACGGUGACCUCCCCACCGCACAAUAUCUGGAUGACGUCCUGACCCGCCCACGCCCCGCCCUGCGCUCCCUCAGGCUGGAGUGGCCGCCAGCCGUGUCCCCCGGAUUAGUGGGCGCCAUGGUGCGUGCCUGCCCCGCCCUCGCCACACUGUCCUCCAUCAUCACGUGGCCGCUUACCUCGGACCAGAUAGCAGCCUUUGUGGCAUUGUACGGGAGAUGCGUUGACAUCACGUGAUCACACUAAUGACCAAUAUGACUAGUUUUCUUUCUUACUUGCUUCUGAGACUAUCACUAAUUAUAAAUGUGAGAUAUAAUUACUGUAGUUUCAACCCGUCACGGACAAUGUUAUAUUUCCCUGUGAUAUAAAAAGAGAGCAAGUGAAACAACAAAACUCGACGGUGAUUUUGAGAUUGAGGCUGACCAGCAAGCAGGCGAGGACAGUGUAAUAUCAUGUGUUUCAGCAAAUAAUAAACAAGAAACAAGAA